AUGUCAGAAGUUUGUUUCAUUUGUGAUAAACCUUUGAAAGAAAGUGAAGUUGUUGUUGCUGAUCAUGGAAUGAAGACUUUGAUUGAUGCAAGUGUUGAAAAAAAUGAUUAUUUUUUUGAAUACUUGAAAGACAAACAAUCUGUGAUAGUCCACGUGCAGUGUCGUAAAAUAUACACUCGAAAGAGUAGUAUUGUUGCAGCUAAAAGACAGCGCGAGACAGAACAAGGUAGUACAUCCACGAUAAGUCCACCUCAUACUAGAGCACAAGUAAGUGAGCCAGAUUUCAACUUUAAAAUAUAUUGUUUAUUUUGCGGCGUUGAAGCAAAUGAAGAAGCUGAAAAGUAG
Parnassius apollo (apollo) is the source of this 345-nucleotide messenger RNA. The record is from the annotation of a GenBank genome assembly. NCBI's taxonomy places the organism in Eukaryota, Metazoa, Arthropoda, Insecta, Lepidoptera, Papilionidae.